UAUUUCAAGUAUAUCGCAAAGUCAGUUUGGCUCGGCUCCACGAAGUGGGGGGGGGGAGGAGACAGCCAGCUUUCUGGAAGUCUGUGCUUCUUUCACCCAGAUCUCCGAGCAAGUUAGGGAGGAGGGUUUUUGGGGGGCUGCUUCUAGCAACACCCCACUUUUGCCUUCCAGUUGUGAUUCACACCGUGGGGCCCAUCGCCCAGGGAGAGCCCAGUUCCUCGCAGCAGACCGAACUCGGCGACUGCUACAAGAACAGCUUGAAACUCGCCCUGGACAACAAGCUGCAAACAGUGGCCUUUCCCUGCAUUUCCACCGGGGUCUUUGGCUACCCCAAUGACGCUGCUGCAGAGGUUGUUCUCGACACAUUACACAAUUGGCUAGAAAACAACAAGGACAAGGUUGAGCGGCUUAUCAUCUGUGUUUUCCUGGAAAAGGACGAUGAAAUUUAUAAGGAGAAGCUGCCCAAGUUUUUUCCUAUCGCAGAUCCCUGUGAGGAAACUCCGUCCUCAAAGCUCUGAAGUGGCUUCCUGAGAAUCCGGCUGCUUCCUCUGCAGGAGGAGACGCCGGAUCUUUUCCAAGGGGGAAAGCUCGAAGAAAACACCCACCCUUCUUCCCCCAGGCGCCAUCGGCCGCAAUUCCAGAAUAAAAAUUGCAAAGAUGA
Messenger RNA from Pantherophis guttatus, 661 nucleotides. The record is from RefSeq and is a predicted model, not a curated record. Lineage: Eukaryota; Metazoa; Chordata; Lepidosauria; Squamata; Colubridae.